Epithele typhae is the source of this 1065-nucleotide messenger RNA. RefSeq lists its product as uncharacterized. Bases 1 to 1065 code for a protein of 354 amino acids. The transcript is spliced from 8 exons. Lineage: Eukaryota; Fungi; Basidiomycota; Agaricomycetes; Polyporales; Epitheliaceae. The record is from RefSeq and is a predicted model, not a curated record.
AUGGCGCUACGUGCACGGGGCACGGAGCUGACGUUUUUGGCUUCGCCAUGGGUGUCGACGCAGAUCUACACGGUCAUUCUUUCGGCGUUUUUCUUCGGAAUUACGGUCGCUGUGACCGCAGCCACUUUGUUUUUCCUGUUACGUAAUGGCCUGUCCCGCCGAUCACCCAAGAUUCAGCUCGUAUCAGUACUGCUCCUCUUCGUCUCAACGCUGCUGUUCUUCCUCUUCACAACGGUGUACGACAUCUUCAUCAGCGACGGCACCGUCUGGUGGAGAGCGUGCUGCGUGCUGUGGCCCGGAAACAUCUGGGUUCGGUGCGUCUGUUUCCUGUCUCUCGCGUCAACGCUGGGGUUGGGCCUGGUGGAGACGUACAAGUCUGCUCUUCCAUUCCCGGACACGCAAGCGUACGAUUACACUGCCCAACUAUACGCUCGGGACCGCUUUGGGACCGCCGCGUUCACCGUGUCGUUGGCGAACAACGUGAUCGCGACCGCGCUCAUCGCGUUCAAAGCCUGGCGACACGCGCGCAUGCUGAAGGCCGCGCUGGGGAGCGGCAGCAGGAAGUCGCGCGCGCUCAGGAUCCUCUCACUGCUCAUCGAAUCCGGCGCGGUCUACUGCGCGUUGGGGCUCUUCAUUUUCAUCUCUGCUGUCAGCCGCUCCGCCGUCGCGGACGACACGAGCGUCCCGGUGGUCGGGUACACAACGAUCACCAGCGUCCUGCUCAGGGGGUGCCUGGUCUACGUCAUCGGCCUGUACCCGAUGCUGAUCACCGUGAUCGUCAGACACAAGCACUCGCAGCUCGCGAACUGCCACCCCGACAGGACCGGGGCCGGAGACUCGAUAGUGUUCGCCUGGCCGGCGGCGGCGGACUCCAAGGCGAGCGCCGCGCACGCGGUGAUAUCGCUAUCCCCUGUGGGGUUGGAAGCUUCCAGAGAAGAGGGACACUCGAAGUGUGGCUCUGCGGGGGAGCUCGUGCUUCCGAGGCCCUGCUCUACGUACGUCUCGGCGAUGUCGGGGGAGAGGGUGCUCGACUUGCGAAGGCGACAGGACCAGUUUGAUGCUUGA